Messenger RNA from Strongylocentrotus purpuratus (purple sea urchin), 2449 nucleotides. RefSeq names its product tripartite motif-containing protein 2-like. Gene Ontology annotation, biological process: positive regulation of DNA-templated transcription. Lineage: Eukaryota; Metazoa; Echinodermata; Echinoidea; Camarodonta; Strongylocentrotidae. The record is from RefSeq and is a predicted model, not a curated record. The transcript is spliced from 2 exons. Gene Ontology annotation, molecular function: zinc ion binding; ubiquitin-protein transferase activity. Gene Ontology annotation, cellular component: nucleoplasm; chromatin. Bases 104 to 1429 code for a protein of 441 amino acids.
ACUGCAUUGCUGAAUGACACAUUAUCAUACGCCUCUAAUACUGAAAGCAAAGUCGCAGUUAGAGCUACUUCGAUCGUAACGUCGUGUGCUGGAGUUGUCAAAGAUGGCUACUUCCUUCAAGCAGGCUGUCCAUAAGAACCUCGAGUGUCCUGUCUGCCUCAGCUUCUUCAAGGAACCAAAGAACUUGACCUGCUCCCAUACCUUCUGCAAGGGUUGUCUUGAGACUCUCCUGGAGUCUUGUGGGAAGCUGUUGUGUCCUACGUGCAGGGAGGAGACUUGGGUUCCUGGUGGAGACGUGGGUAGACUGCAAUCAAACAGAACAGUCAGAUCACUAGUUGAAGAUGUGGAGACCCAGGGUCAGUUCGGUUCCAACAGUAAUCAAGAAAACGAAUCAUUCCAAAGAAAACGGAACAAAUGUCGAAAACAUCCGAACUACGAUGAAGAAUGUUUUUGUCUCAACUGUAACAAGUAUGUUUGCUGCAAGUGUGGCAUAUUAGAGCAUGCAAAGAAUGCUCACACUAUCCUGGAAGCAGGCGAACAUGAAACUGAUCAAAAUAAUCGCGUCGAGAAACUUGCAUCUAAAGCGGAUGCAAAGAUACGCAAUGUUGACAAGUAUUUCACUUUUGUUGAAGACCAGCGUAAAAGGGUGCAUAACAUACAGAAACGACUCAAUGGUGAAAUAGAUGCGGCUUUUGAGGAAUCAGUUGAGAAAUUGAAGAAAAGAAAGACGGUGUUGAAAAAAGAAGUCGAACACAAGCUAGGGAAACUUAAGACUUCAUUGGGAGACGUGGAGAAGCAGAUAUGUAAGCAGAUAGACCAGAUUAAGAAGGUUCUUGAGUUGGUUAAGAAUGGUCUUAAUUUUCCACACCAGACAGAGGGUCUGACCUCACAUGAAGCGAUGUGUCAACAGCUGGAAGAGCUUCUAAACCGGUUUAGGCCAGAUGAGGAGCUGCCCAGGAGAACUGCUGAGGAAGGUGAAAGAAUUGGCUUCAGGAGUCACGGAUCGGAUGAACUCCGGUUGGGCCAUUUAAGACAAAAGAAGUCUAAAUGGCUUCUGCGCACGGAGGCUCCACUGCCGCCUGGAAACAGCAUGUCCGGGAUGGUAAUAUCACCAAACAACGAGAUGGCUGUUGGUUGUCAAAACGGAGGAAUAGUCAUUUAUUCCUAUGAGGGCAUCAAAGAAGGUACCGUUCUGAAAUCUGUUGAAGUUCGUGCCUUACACUUCAUGCCUGAUGGUGGGUACGUCAUACGCGACACCAAUAACAGCAUUUCCUUGUACACAGAGCUUUGUGAAAAGCUUGAUGUAACGUUUGAGACAAUCAAAGGUGAAUAUGGCGGUCUCACUGUAGGCAAGGAUGGGCUGAUCUUCAUAGGUUACAGUUUAAGCCAGAAAAUACAGGUAUUUAAGCCAGAAGGGGGAAAGCAAUAAGAGAGAUAACGUGUGACGGAUUUCAACCAUCGCAGAUGUUUGCGAUGACAUCCAGUCCAGCGAUUGCAGUUAAGAGUACAUGCAUUACCAACUUUCAGUUUCAGGUACAAGUGAUCAACGAUGUGUCGGGUGCUAUUAUUCAUAGCAUCGGCAAAGAUGGUUUAUAUACCUUACCCUACUGUAUGUCAGGAUGAUUCAGUUAUCAUUGCAUGGGUUAAGCUCGGCCAGGGUCUGCUGAGCAUCGUUCAGUACACAAAAGAGCUCAAAUACAUCAAAAAUAUUUUCACUGAUUUCAAGAUAACGCCAUCACCGACGUAUUACUUAUGUGAUAGCUUUUUGCAAACAUUCAAGACGGGAGAGAUUGCCUUCUGCACUAAUAAUAGGCUUUACAUCUUCAAUGAGACAUGGGAGUAAAUUUCAGUUUUGCAGAUGAAACGUGGAAUUCAACAAACUUACUGAACCCAAUCACUUUAGAAUGUUAUUCUGUCAAAUGGAAAAAUGCACCGUAUAAAUAUUAAUAUCUACUCUUGCCUGGUCUCCGUUGUCACAGCUCAUAAUAGUCACCAACAAACACCAGAUAAAAUGAAUAUUCAGGCACCUCAUUGUCUGAAUAGGAGAAUAUAUGAGGCACCUCUUUGCCCGAAUCAUUAUGAGAUGAUGGUUCAUAUAAUGUCGGAACUUUAAAUACUCCAAAAGAAGUCCUCUCAGUGCCCCUGCCUUGUCAGCCUCUGCCGAAAUGUAAUGUAUAAGCGCCACUCUUUUAUAAUGCUAUUUUAAUGUUGACCGAUUUCGUUAUGCCGUCGACACUGGAAUUAAUUUUUUCCUAAAAUACGGGCCGGGAUUCGACCCCUCGAUCGCCCCUUGGAUUAAGAGUCAAGUUGAAUGAACCUCCAUACCACGACACUUCCUCUUUAUACUUUUCCGUCAUUAUCAACGGGAAAUUGUCUGUCAGUAAUUGAAUACAUUGCAGUAUGAAGGCAAAUCAACAAAGGCCCUACUUGGAAUAAGAAUGAUAGUUAU